CCUUUUUCUCUUCCCCCCACCAACCUAACCUCCCCCCCCCUCCUCUGCUCCUCUUUUCCGUUUCGCAUAAUCUGCAUUCAUCCUCACCUAGAUCUUGUUUCGGAUUUUCAAAAACAUGGAGAACCACCAGCAAUCCUUUUAUCAAUUCAGCGAUCAACUCCGUUUGCACACUUCCAACUUCGCCAAUCUCUCGCUCAACGACUCCAUCUGGAGUAAUUCCUAUGAGUUUAAGAGGCCCGAUGAGAGGAGGAAUUUCGAUAUCAGAGUCGGCGGUGAAGUCAAUUCUCUCAACAACUUCAACUCCAAUUCCCCCGAUCUCAAUGCAUUCAACAACGGAUGGAAAUUUGGAGCUGCAAACACUGGGAUUGGGCUUGGUCCUAUCGGACAAGUUAUUGGUGGGAGCUCUGGAAAGACUCCUUCAAUCAAUGGCGGCUUCAACAAGGGGAUUAUCUCCAAACUUUAUCCCGGCAACAACAACAACAACAGCGGCAUCAAUGUUAAUGUGAAAGGAGGUAGGAAUAAGGUAGGAGAUGAUGAUCAUGUAGGUAAAUUUGGGAAGAAGAAUGGAACAAAGAAGAAUGGCGAUCACGAGAGUAAGGAUAACAGUAAGGGUGCUGCGGAUAAGAGGUUUAAGACUCUUCCACCAUCUGAAGCUCUGCCUAGAAAUGAAACCGUCGGUGGCUACAUCUUCGUCUGCAACAAUGAUACCAUGCAGGAAAACCUCAGAAGACAGCUUUUUGGUUUGCCUCCACGUUAUCGUGAUUCAGUUAGGGCGAUAACUCCUGGACUGCCUCUUUUCCUGUAUAACUACUCCACCCACCAACUCCAUGGAAUUUUUGAGGCUGCUGGUUUUGGUGGAACAAAUAUUGAUCCAGCUGCCUGGGAGGACAAAAAAUGCCCUGGGGAGUCGCGCUUCCCUGCUCAGGUAUUUCAUAGGUCUAUUGUGCAAAAUAAUUGUUAUCGUAUGAAUUUGGGUGCAGUAGUCUGACUUUAGAUUUACAGGUG
Messenger RNA from Carica papaya (papaya), 1005 nucleotides. Lineage: Eukaryota; Viridiplantae; Streptophyta; Magnoliopsida; Brassicales; Caricaceae. The record is from RefSeq and is a predicted model, not a curated record.